This is a messenger RNA of Haemonchus placei, 459 nucleotides long. The record is from the annotation of a GenBank genome assembly. NCBI's taxonomy places the organism in Eukaryota, Metazoa, Nematoda, Chromadorea, Rhabditida, Trichostrongylidae.
AUGACAGCAGUUGACUACACCAUUGAGCCGAUCGAAGGUCGUGCUGCUAUUCAGAGGAACUUCGUGAAGCUUCCCGAACGUGCUUCAAAUUAUUCAAAUCGACAUGUAACACUCAAUGAGCGAUUUUCAAUCAUUGAGCGCGGUUACUACCUUAAGCCCAAAGAGCUGGCCACCGCCUCGAGACCACCACGAGUUUACGUUGUACCGGUAAGCGCCACAUCUUCAAAGGAUAUCAUGACGGCCUGUCUAGCAAAAAUGGAAAGGAGACACCUCGAUGCACAACGUAAACAAGCCAAGAUCCCCUUUUUCACCAUGAAUACAAACAAUGAGCAGAUAAUGAUGUAUGCUGGGAAAGAUGUAACUGAUAAAAGUGGCGUUUCAGAGCCAGCAAUCGUCUCCAUGUACAAGCCCCCCGAAAUCGAUGAGUUCCGAGUCUGCAUGAACUCAAUCAAUCGCUGA